GAGAGAGAGAGAUGGGACACCACUCAUGUUGCAACAAACAGAAAGUGAAGAGGGGGCUAUGGUCUCCAGAGGAAGAUGAAAAACUCAUCAACUACAUCACAACAAAUAGCCAUGGCUGCUGGAGCUCAGUUCCUAAACUUGCAGGCCUUCAGAGAUGUGGAAAGAGUUGUAGACUGAGAUGGAUAAAUUAUCUGAGACCUGACUUAAAACGUGGGAGCUUCUCUCCCCAAGAAGCUGCACUCAUUAUUGAACUCCAUAGCAUUCUAGGCAACAGAUGGGCUCAGAUAGCCAAGCACCUGCCAGGAAGAACAGAUAAUGAAGUGAAGAACUUUUGGAACUCCAGCAUAAAAAAGAAGCUCAUCUCGCAUGAAGUUAUUCCUGCAUUUGCCUCCUUUUCUAAUGAUCAUAUUCACAACCCUAGUGGUCAUGGCUCUGAGGAAGGUUUCUUCACUCUCAAUACAAACCCUAAUUUGUGUUCUCAACCACAAGAUCAGCUAUACCUCCCCAUUGUUCCAUCACCAGUGCCAUCACUAGGUCUCAAUUAUCAUGGUGAUUUUAAUAACAUUCUCAAGUUAGACCAGACCAAUUACGCUUCCAAUUUCGUCGAUCAUUUUUUGCCUCCCUUCCAAUUACCAUCAAAUAAUGCAUCCUCAUAUGAGUCCUCAUCAUGGUCCUCAGGCUAUCAACCCCAACACCAAUUUGAUCCAAAUAUUCAGCAAGUUCAAAAUUUCAGCAUCAAUGAAGCUGCAGCUGCUCAAUAUAAUAAUAUUGGUAAUGAGCUCAUGGUUCCAAUUAGUAUGGCAUCGUCAGAACCAGUCGCUUAUGAAAACACUUUCAUUUUACCCACCGUGCCUAAAUUUUGUGAGAUCAUUGAUGGUAAUGUUUGUAGAAUGCCAAUAUUAUACCCAUCUGAUCUACAAGAACUUGAUUCACUUGCCAAAUUAUCAUGCUUUACAUCUGGUCAUGGAUCUCACCCUCAAGAUCUUCAAUUUCCAUCCAAUCAAUUAGAGUGCAUUGAUGCCAUCAUGUCAUUGUUGCCAUCGUCUUCAUCAUCGUCAUCACCUUCAUCGGCAUCUCCAUCCUUGUUACCAUUAUCAAGCAGCCAAUUCGACGCAAACUUUAACGCUCAUUGAAGCUGCUUGGAAGCCUAGCUAUUAGACAGAAUCCAAAUUUGCGAAUUAGGUAUUUUGUAUGGUUGGAUUCAAUAUUCAUAGAAUGAAAAUUGCGUAUAUUUAUAUCUUGACAUUUGCAUAAGGUGAUGCUAUCCCCAUUACUAGAAAACCUAAAUGUUGCUAGUUCAGGCUCCUUAGGAAGUGAUGUUUGUUGAGACUCCAUAUAUUUCUAUCUCUUUUCACAUGUUGCUCACUUUAUUAUAUUCUGGUCAAAGUUCUCUCUAUU
Molecule: messenger RNA, 1398 nt
Organism: Pyrus x bretschneideri (Chinese white pear)
Lineage: Eukaryota; Viridiplantae; Streptophyta; Magnoliopsida; Rosales; Rosaceae
Product: transcription factor MYB26-like
Exons: 3
Coding region: 12-1133 (373 amino acids)
Source: RefSeq, a predicted model, not a curated record